This is a messenger RNA of Oryza brachyantha (malo sina), 2143 nucleotides long. RefSeq names its product external alternative NAD(P)H-ubiquinone oxidoreductase B2, mitochondrial-like. The record is from RefSeq and is a predicted model, not a curated record. The transcript has 10 exons. Lineage: Eukaryota; Viridiplantae; Streptophyta; Magnoliopsida; Poales; Poaceae. Gene Ontology annotation, molecular function: calcium ion binding; NADH dehydrogenase activity. The coding region runs from base 129 to 1871 and encodes 580 amino acids.
GUGCAUUGGGCUUCCUUCCACCUCUUCCUCUUCAUCUUCUCCUGCUUUGCACGUUGCCGGCGCAGGGGAAGCUUCCAGUUCAGUUGGUUGGUUCCAACAUCACCGGAGAAGCAGAGCGCCCGCCGGCGAUGAGGUGGACGGCCUUCAUCUGGGAGGGCGCGUCCAGGGCCUUCAGCCACCGCCCCACCUUCACCAACCUCGUCCUCGUCCUCGGCGCCGCCAGUAGUGGAGGCCUAGUAGCAUAUGCGGAUUCCAAAUCAGAUGAUGUUCUUGACAAGCCCGAAGGACCACCCAAGAAGAAAGUUGUUGUUCUUGGCACCGGCUGGGGUGGCACCACGUUCCUGAGGAAUCUUGACAGCAGAUUGUAUGAUGUUCAGGUCAUUUCACCUCGGAACUACUUCGCGUUCACACCACUGCUCCCAAGUGUCACUUGUGGGACAGUUGAGCCAAGGAGCGUUGUUGAGCCAAUUCGUAGGAUUUUGGAGAAGAAAGGUGGAGAUAUCAAGUUCUGGGAAGCAGAAUGCUUCAAGAUUGAUUCAGAAAACAAGAAGAUCCAUUGCCGGUCAAAUAUCAGGACGAAUCUUGAUGGAAAUGGUGAAUUCUUGGUUGACUACGACUAUCUUGUGAUAGCGGUUGGAGCUAGGUCUAACACAUUUAACACUCCUGGUGUUGAGGAGAAUUGCUACUUUUUGAAGGAAGUAGAGGAUGCCCAAAAGAUCCGAAGGAAUGUGAUGGACUGCUUCGAGAGAGCAAGUCUGCCUUACCUGAAUGAAGAAGAGAGGAAGAAGAACCUUCACUUUGUUGUUGUAGGUGGUGGACCUACAGGCGUGGAAUUUGCAGCAGAGUUGCACGAUUUUGUUACCGAAGAUCUAUCCAAGCUGUAUCCUUCUAUUCAGCACCUUGUCAGGAUAUCAUUGAUUGAAGCUGCAGAUCACAUACUGACCAUGUUUGACAAGAGGAUAACUGAAUUUGCUGAGGAUAAGUUUGGAAGGGAUGGCAUUGAUGUGAAAACUGGAUACAAAGUUGUGAAGGUUUCUAAGGAUGCAAUUACCAUGCAAAAUCCAGCCACUGGAGAUAUCUCAGUUCCUUAUGGAAUGGCUGUUUGGUCCACUGGUAUUGGUACCCGACCCUUUAUAUCAGAGUUCAUGAAACAAAUUGGGCAGGGCAAACGGCGUGUUUUGGCCACUGAUGAAUGGCUAAGGAUCCGUGAAUGCGAUGGUGUCUACGCUGUAGGAGACUGUGCUACGAUAAACCAGAGGAGAGUGAUGGAUGACAUCUCAGAAAUAUUCAGAGUUGCAGAUAAAGAUAACUCUGGAACCUUGACAGUGAAAGAAAUCCAAGAUGUCUUAGAUGAUAUCUACGUAAGAUAUCCGCAGGUGGAGCUCUAUCUUAAGAGUAGGCAAAUGAAUGGAAUUGCUGAUCUAGUAAGGACUGCCAAAGGUGAUGCUGAAAAGGAAUCUAUAGAACUGAACAUUGAAGAAUUUAAGAAGGCUCUUUCUCUUGUGGACUCUCAAGUCAAAAAUCUGCCUGCAACUGCUCAGGUUGCUUCACAGCAAGGACAAUAUUUGGCUAGGUGCUUCAAUAAGAUGAAGGAUGCUGAAGAAAACCCUGAAGGCCCAAUUCGUAUAAGGGGAGAAGGCCGUCAUCGUUUCCGCCCAUUCAGGUACAGGCAUUUAGGCCAAUUUGCCCCACUAGGAGGUGAGCAGACUGCGGCACAGCUCCCCGGUGAUUGGAUCUCCAUUGGCCACAGCUCACAGUGGCUCUGGUAUUCUGUGUACGCAACUAAACAAAUAAGUUGGCGCACGAGGGCACUGGUGAUCUCUGACUGGAGCCGUCGCUUUAUCUUCGGUAGGGACUCGAGUUGCAUAUAGUCAAGGAAGGGAAGAUUUUGUUGUGACAUAUUCAGAAGCUAAAUGGCAGCAGUAGUGCCUCCCACUUGAGUUUGUUUCUGCAAAUAUAUAUUCUUUUUUAUCAGAAGAAUAAAAGUUACCCUUUUUUUCUUGCUUAGUGCACAACGGAGAAAAAAAUUCCCUUGUACCUUUCUUUUGGAAGAGUUGUACUUUUGCGGCAUGAGCAAACUUGCAGAUUCUUUACUAGUUUCUUUACCUUGAAAGAGAAGCGAAAGAAACCCACUUUGGACCUG